AUGCAAAAAUGUGCAGCGGAAUUUUCAACUGAGGAUUGUGCUUCCCUUGGAUUUAUUAAAGCUAACCUGCUUUGCUCUUCAUGCGACCAGCUUAAAGAUUUUAGUUUAGACCAAUUGGUUGAACAUUGUAAGGAAUGCUGCCAUAACGACGACAGUGCACCUAAGGAGAAAAAAUACGCUCGUGCAAUACUGGAAGUUUGUACCUGCAAGUUCCCAGCUUAUCCGCAAAUUCAAGCAUUUGUAAAGAGUGACCGGCCGACUAAAUUCCCCAACUUGCAAAUUAAGUAUGUACGUGGAUUAGAUCCUAUAAUCAAACUCCUAGAUAAAGAUGGUAUUGUCAAAGAUACUGUAGCUAUUGAAAAAUGGAAUACUGACUCGGUAGAAGAAUUUUUAAAUACGCAUCUUGAGAAAGAAGAAGAUGAUGAUCGUAGAUAUUUAAAAACUAACCAAAUAUAA
This is a messenger RNA of Parnassius apollo (apollo), 456 nucleotides long. Lineage: Eukaryota; Metazoa; Arthropoda; Insecta; Lepidoptera; Papilionidae. The record is from the annotation of a GenBank genome assembly.